AGACACCACACUGUUGCUAGCUUUCAGUCAAUCCUUUCCUCACCAACUCUGUCACACCCCUACAGCCAACGUCACAUCCUCCGCCCAAUCAUGUGACCACAGGCUAGCCCCGCCCCCAGCUUUCAUCCCCUCUUACACACGGCGGCCGUGACGUCAGUGCAGAUGACGUGUGACAAUGUUCCAGAAGGUAGGCAGAGCCGGGGGCCGUCUCUGCCGUGUCGCCGCUGUCAGCGCUGGAGGGGGCGGGCUGUUGUGGAGCCGAGUGACGGAUCUGGCCGCCGCGGUAAUUGAGCCGUUCUCUUCCUCCCCGUAGUCCCGGGAAGUUUCCUCUCCGCUUGUCCGGAGCGCUCCGUCAAGUUCCAUGGUUGAUUCGGACCGACAUGAGCCGCCCGUCCUCCGCCGGACCCUGUGCUAGCAAGCCCUGCGGUAAACAGAAGCAGCAGCCUCCGCCGCCGCCUCACACUCCAUCCCCUGCGGUCACCAGCACCACGAUCUCCGCUGCCUCCGGCCCUGCCGCCCCUCCACAGUCCCCGGCGGCGGCAGCGGCGAUCUCGGGACAAGUGUCCCAGCAGCAGCAGCACCACGAGCUGACCUCCCUGUUCGAGUGCCCGGUAUGCUUCGACUAUGUGCUGCCCCCCAUCCUGCAGUGCCAGGCAGGGCACCUGGUGUGUAACCAAUGCCGACAGAAGCUGAGCUGCUGCCCCUCGUGCCGGGCGUCCCUCACCCCCAGCAUCCGGAACCUGGCGAUGGAGAAGGUGGCCUCUGCUGUCCUCUUCCCCUGCAAGAUUUCUAAAGCCUUCCAGAAUUUGACCAUAGAAGGCCUCCAAAAAGGGUCCUCUAAUCCCUACCGGAUAGAAUUUGGAGGGAGGUUUCAGUAUGCCUCUACGGGAUGCUCUCUGUCUCUCCACCACACAGAAAAACCUGAACAUGAGGAUGUCUGUGAAUAUCGCCCCUACUCAUGCCCCUGCCCUGGAGCUUCUUGCAAAUGGCAAGGUUCCCUGGAAGCGGUUAUGCCCCACCUCACACAUGCUCACAAAAGCAUUACCACCCUUCAAGGAGAAGACAUAGUCUUCCUUGCUACCGACAUUAACUUGCCCGGAGCUGUUGACUGGGUCAUGAUGCAGUUCUGUUUUAGCCACCAUUUUAUGUUGGUGCUGGAAAAACAAGAGAAGUACGAGGGACACCAGCAGUUCUUUGCCAUCGUUCUCUUAAUAGGCACACGAAAACAAGCGGAGAACUUUGCCUACAGACUUGAACUGAAUGGAAACCGAAGGCGUCUAACAUGGGAAGCCACGCCGCGAUCCAUACAUGAUGGAGUUGCGGCAGCCAUCAUGAACAGUGAUUGUUUAGUUUUUGACACAGCGAUUGCACAUCUUUUUGCUGAUAAUGGGAACCUGGGCAUCAAUGUGACCAUAUCUACUUGUUGUCCGUGAUCUCUGUUUUUGUGUUCUUUGUAAAGAAGGUACAUAUUUAUGUGGCUCCUUUGGAAUAGUGCUGUCUGCAUUUUAUAUUUUAUUAAAGUGAACUCACUUUUUCCAAUAAUCAUUGCCAACGUUUUAUAGAGACUAUAUAUGUAGUUGCAUAUUAUGACUAAGGCUGUGAAUCGUUCCUUAAAGAGCUAAAUAAUACUUUUUUUUUUUUUUUUUUCCUUUUUUUUUUUCCCAUUGAAAAUGAUGACUGUUCUUUUUGAUUGUCAAAAAAAAAUUUGGAAGUUUUGGAACUACAGCAGGAGAAACCUAAGCAACGUUGCAUGGUUGUCUGUCAUAAAAUGGUCAAGUUUUGUAUGUGCAAAACAAACACGUUCAGCAGAGCAUUGCUGUGUAAUGUUUUUUGAGCGAUGUAUAGACCAAACUGUAUGUGCCGGCGUCAGAUUUGUAUUUUGCUAUUCUUUGUCUGUGUAUUAAAGAGGAAUUCCCUGCUGGUAAUUUUGCUUUCCUGGCCCCAUCCGUCCUGUUUGCAGUCACUGGAGGUGGUUGGGCAGCCAAAUCGUAUUUUGUGUAGCUUUGGGAGAUAUGUAAACAGCGUAGCUUCCAGAGUUAAGUCAAUGGGAGUUAAACAAAUUGCCUGCUUUGGAUGAGAAUUACAUUGCUCGAAAAAUAAAGGGAACACUUAAACACAAUGUAACUCCAAGUCAAUGACACUUCUGUGAAAUCACACUGUCCACUCAGGAAGCAACACUGAUUGACAAUCAAUUUCACAUGCUGUUGUGCAAAUGGAACAGACAACAGGUGGAAAUUAUAGGCAAUUAGCAAGGUACCCCCCAAUAAAGGAGUGGUUCUGCAGGUGGUGACUACAGACCACUUCUCAGUUCCUAUGCUUCCUGGCUGAUGAUUUGGUCACUUUGACUGCUGGCGGUGCUUUCACUCUAGUGGUAGCAUGAGACGGAGUCUACAACCCACACAAGUGGCUCAGGUAGUGCAGCUCAUCUAGGAUGGCACAUCAAUGCGAGCUGUGGCAAGAAGUUUUGCUGUGUCUGUCAGCUGCACAGCCCUCCAUGUGCUUGCCAGAGGUAGCCUGACUGCCAUUAGGUACCGAGAUGAGAUCCUCAGACCCCUUGUGAGACCACAUGCUGGUGCGGUUGGCCCUGGGUUCCUCCUAAUUCAAGACAAUGCUAGACCUCAUGUGGCUGGAGUGUGUCAGCAGUUCCUGGAAGAGGAAGGCAUUGAUGCUAUGGACUGGCCCUCCCAUCCCCCAGACCUGAAUCCAAUUGAGCACAUCUGGGACAUCAUGUCUCUCUCCAUCCACCAAUGCCACGUUGCACCACAGACUGUCCAGGAGUUGGUGCUUUAGUCCAGGUCUGUGAGAACAUCUCUCAGGAUACCAUCCCCCACCUCAUCCGGAGCAUGCCCAGACAUUGUAGAGAGGUCAUACGGGCACGUGGGGGCCACACACACUACUGAGCCUCAUUUUGACUUGUUUUAAGGACAUUACAUCAAAGUUGGAUCAGCCUGUAAUGUGGUUUUCCACUUUGAUUUUGAGUGUGACUCCAUAUCCAGACCUCCAUGGGUUGAUAAAUUUGGUUUCCAUUGAUAAUAUUUGUGUGAUUUUGUUGUCAGCACAUUCAACUAUGUAAAGCCAAAAGUAUUUCAUACAAUUAGUUCAUUCAUUCUGAUCUAGGAUGUGUUAUCUUAGAGUUCCCUUUAUUUUUCUGAGCUGUGUAAUAUUACUUUCUUACCUCCGGUGGCUAGGAAACUGAAAUUGCGAGAUGGAAGUAGCCAUUUAAAGCACACAUUUUUCUGUUUCAUUAAGGCACAUCAGCCGAGUUUGCUUUCAGACUUGUUUAGUUGUAUCAGCAAGUAUCUGUCUAAUAAAAUGAAGCAUACUUUGGAUGAAUACAUCGAUAUUCUGAUUAGAUCAUUUAGUUUUCUUUUAAGUGGAUGUAAGAAUUUUUAUUAUAACUGUACACUUGGUCUGGUUCUAUUUCUGCCAGCCAGACUCUCAAAAUGCAUAUUUUCACCAUUAUAAAAAUGGCUUUCAGUUCACAAUCCUUUGUACCCCAAUCUGCCCCUAAGAUCAUUUGUUGAAAAGUUAUAGUAGACUGAUCCCCUAUAACACCCUUUUUCUUCUAAGUUUAUAAAGAUAUUUUUCCAAAACCUCUUAAUAACCACACAAUCCCAAAUAACGUGUGUACACUUAAGCGCAACUGUCACGCUAAAUUGGCAUAUAGAACUGUCCACACUGAUUAAAAGCUGUUUCCAUGUAUAAUGCCGCCAUACCUUUUGGCUGUUUAUGCUGUGGCUUGGUCUCCAUAAAACAAACAUUAUUCAGCAGUCGUGAACCUUUGCAGAGGCGUGUCCAAGGGUUUGCAAUGCCCCGCGCCCGCCACACCUCACUCAUUUGCCGCUGUGUGAUUGUGUAAGUGCUGUCACUCAGUAUUAUGGCUCCCACUGCCUACCUCUAGUGUCGGGACUUCUCUGCGGCAGACACUAGUGCAGUGGUUUCCAACCAGGGUGCCUCCAGCUGUUGCAAAAAUACAACUUUGAGCAUGCUGGGAGUUGUAGUUUUGCAACAGCUGGUUGGGAAACACUGCACUGAUAGGGUGCCGUGACACUGAGUGAUGGCGCAUGCGUGGCAGACCUGUGUCAGUCACCCAGCGGCAAUGGAGCCCCGGCGCAUUACAAACCCCUGGCGAUGCCACUCCGACUGUUAAUGAUUGCUGAACAAAGUAUUUAUUAUGCAUAAAGGAACAAGCACGCAAUAAGCAGCCAAAGGUACUUCCAGUACUUAUCAGCUGCUGUAUGAUCCACAGGAUCUUUUUGAAUUUCCUUUCUGCUUUACCACAGUGCUCUCUGCUGACACCUCUAUCCAUCUCAGGAACUAUCCAGAGCAGGAUAUGUUUUCUAUGGGUUUGCUUCUACUCUGGACAGUUCCUAAAAUGGAAAAAAAAAGUCUCAGCAGAGAGCACUGUGGUCAGGCAGAAAGGAAAUUCAGAAAGAAAAGAACUUCCUGUGGAUCAUACAGCAGCUGAUAAGUACUGAAAGGAUAAAGAUUUUUUUUAAUAAAAGUAAUUUACAAGUCUGUUUUUUACUUUCUGGCACUAGUUGAUGUGGAUUACCCCUUUAAUCAGUGUGGACAGUUCUUUAUGCCAAUUUCAUGUGACAUUUGCCCUUUAAAUGGGUUGUCCCAUUCUUCAGCCUCAUUCACACCAGCAUAUUUGAUUCGUAUUUUGCAUUCAGAAUCUAGAAUUAGAGAUGAGCGAACUUACAGUAAAUUCGAUUCGUCACGAACUU
This is a messenger RNA of Hyla sarda, 4730 nucleotides long. It is a transcript of the gene SIAH2, whose product is annotated as siah E3 ubiquitin protein ligase 2. The coding region runs from base 381 to 1433 and encodes 350 amino acids. The transcript has 3 exons. Gene Ontology annotation, molecular function: ubiquitin protein ligase activity; zinc ion binding; ubiquitin conjugating enzyme binding. Lineage: Eukaryota; Metazoa; Chordata; Amphibia; Anura; Hylidae. Gene Ontology annotation, cellular component: cytoplasm. Gene Ontology annotation, biological process: multicellular organism development; proteasome-mediated ubiquitin-dependent protein catabolic process. The record is from RefSeq and is a predicted model, not a curated record.